Messenger RNA from Thecamonas trahens ATCC 50062, 1011 nucleotides. RefSeq lists its product as uncharacterized. The record is from RefSeq and is a predicted model, not a curated record. The transcript has a single exon. The coding region runs from base 1 to 1011 and encodes 336 amino acids. NCBI's taxonomy places the organism in Eukaryota, Apusomonadida, Apusomonadidae.
AUGGCGCUGGUACUGGUGGCGGCGGCUGUCGUUCCGGCUGGGGCAGGGUCGGUCACACCACGUAGCUCGGACGCCGUUCUCCGCAACAACAUCACGUCGGCAGACAACACGUCGCGCGACGCGCGGGUGGAGGGUGACGUCGAAGUGCUUGACCCACUGAGCUACACCGGCGAGCUGACGGUGGCCCGCGGCGGUGUGCUGCGUGUCAAAGCUGCGUUCUCGGCGGCGUCAGUCGUGCUCGAGGCCGGUGCUGCGCUGCAGACGCAGGCAGCAACGACGGUGACCCGUCUGACGGUGGCUGCCGGAGCUGGCGUUGAGGCAACCGGCGGGAGUUUGACAGUCACUGCUCUGGUCUCGGCCGGGAGUCUCAAGCUCGACGGCCAGGCGGUGGCGGUGACCGACGCCACACUCAGCCAGUCGGCGAGCUACGAGCUGGCGGUGAGCGGGUCAGCCGACUCGGCAACGCCGCGGCUGGCGGUGGCUGGCGUUCUGCGCCUUGAUGGCCCCGCCGUCAUCACUCUCAGCAUCCGCCCAGGCUUUGUCUUCCCGGUCAAUGCCACCAUGACUGUGGCUAGCCUCGGUACGGUGCUCGGCGAUUUUGGCUUUGUCCGCAUCGUUCACAUGGAUCGCACGGCGUCCGCUCGCUCGCUGCUGCAAGAGAGCGGCGUCGCCGACUACGGAGUUGUGCGGUGCACAUCAGGCUCGGGCUGCGUCGUGACCGGCAUGUCCAACCGCGGUGACAUUGUUGAAGAGUUCUCCGACUCGGCCCACACCCACCUGUUCAUCGGCCUUGUCUCAGCCAUCGGCAUUUGCGUGGUCUUUGCGCUUGCGGUUGCGUUUUAUGCCGUCGCCAAGGCCCGCGAGCACGACAAUGCGUACCAAGCCGUCAAGGAUCGCGAGAGCGAGCUGGCGCUGCUGCAAACACGCCAGCGCCUGCGCCGUAAGCGCGACUCGCUCGGCACCACUCGGCGUGGUGCAGGCAGCGACUCGUUGUCGCCGGCCGGGUCGUAG